Molecule: messenger RNA, 1170 nt
Organism: Akanthomyces muscarius
Lineage: Eukaryota; Fungi; Ascomycota; Sordariomycetes; Hypocreales; Cordycipitaceae
Exons: 1
Coding region: 1-1170 (389 amino acids)
Biological process (GO): tRNA wobble position uridine thiolation
Cellular component (GO): cytosolic tRNA wobble base thiouridylase complex; mitochondrion
Molecular function (GO): tRNA binding
Source: RefSeq, a predicted model, not a curated record
AUGCCGCCCUCACUAUGCGUAAGGUGCAACUCACAAAAGGCUGUCGUCAAGCGGCCCAAGAACCACCACAAACUUUGCAAGGAGUGCUUCCUGGCAGUGUUUGAGGACGAAGUUCAUCACACCAUUAUCUCAUCCAACCUAUUCUUUCGAGGCGAAAAGAUCGCCAUCGGUGCAUCAGGCGGCAAGGACUCAACUGUCCUAGCUUCGGUGCUCAAGACACUCAACGAAAGACACGACUAUGGACUCGACCUCGUACUACUCAGUGUGGACGAAGGUAUCAAGGGAUACAGAGACGACUCGCUCGAGACUGUCAAACGCAAUGCAGUACAGUAUGAGAUGCCCCUACAAAUCGUUGGCUACGACACACUAUAUGGCUGGACCAUGGACCAGGUUGUCGAGACCAUCGGGAAGAAGGGAAAUUGCACCUACUGUGGUGUUUUCAGACGACAAGCCCUCGACCGUGGCGCAAAAAUGCUAGAGAUCAAGCAUGUCGUCACUGGCCACAACGCCGACGACAUCGCCGAAACAGUUCUUAUGAACCUGCUUCGAGGAGACCUGUCGCGCCUGUCAAGAAGCACUAGUAUUGUAACGGGGAAUUCCUCCAAUGACGUCAAGAGAAGCAAACCGCUCAAGUACGCCUACGAAAAAGAAAUCGUCUUGUACGCACAUCACAAAAAAUUGGACUACUUCAGCACCGAAUGCAUUUACAGUCCCGAGGCCUUCCGCGGAACAGCGAGAAGUUUAAUCAAGAAUCUUGAGAAAGUCCGGCCCAGCGCUAUUCUGGACAUCGUUCGCAGCGGCGAGGACCUUGCUCGCCUGACCCCGGACAAAGGCCAGGCAGCAUGUGCGUGCGACGAAGGGGAAGGUGCUGGCGGCUGUGGUUCUGCGAAUGCACGAACCUCUGGAGGCGAGCUGGCACAGAUGGAAGCUAGUCUCGGGCAGCAGAGCGACAAUACCGCACUUGAGACCGAGAUCACGUCAAAACCCAACGAGGCCGCUGUCAAGCUGCCCGUCCGACCAAGGCAACGUAAAGGUCAAAGACGAGAGCCGCCGGCCCUGCAGACGCUCGGCAGAUGUGUUCGCUGCGGCUACAUGUCGAGUCAAGAAAUUUGUCAGGCAUGCACAUUGGUAGAGCGGCUGAACAAAAACAGAGCAGAUAUAGCAAUAUAA